CAAAGUAUAAAACCCUAUGACUGCUUCUGUUUUACAAAGGAGACACUCGCUGGGUAAUUUACCAUGUCUCUGAAAAUGUCUCAAAUUUUGGUGUCUGCUCUGCUGCUUACAGGUGUCCUUGGAGCACCUUUUCUGACAGAAGAAUCAGCAAAUCAAUUUAUACGACUUAAACGACAGAUACUGUUUUCUCAGAACUACUGGGACCCAAGCAGCAGCCAGGAUGCAUGGGGAUAUGCUGUAGCUGAACAGGUUAGUAAAUCAUGGAGAGCUUUAAGCGACACAGCACAAUACUACAUGGGCUUGGCUCCUUUUGCCUUUGAUCCGUCAACUGCUAAUGACAUUAGAUCUUACAUGGAUAUGCCACAGCAGUCUGGGACUCACCUCCAGCAACAGACAAGGAUGAGCUAUUAAAUCCUACAUGUCUUGUGCCUGACCAUGUUAGGAAUGGCGUGUUAUGUAUUUGCUGUUAUUGCUAUUAUGCAUUUGGUAAGAUGGCUUUCUCUCAUCCCACUGUCUAAAACCAAAAUGAACAUGCUAAUCCUCUCAAUACUGCGUAUUUUAUAUUCAGAAGUAGAAGUGAGAUGUCAGUCAUGGUAAAUUGAAUAAGCAGCUGAAGACAAGGCAACCAUUAGCUUUCAGCAGAUUAUGUUUAAAAAACCCAGUGUUUUCAGGUAAAACGUAUUUUGACUAAACAACUGUUUCUAAAUGUACAUUCCUGCUUCUAUGACUGAAGACCUCGUUUUUAUCUCUCAGUAUUUCAGCUACAUUUUUGAGAGGCAAUUAAGUAAUGGAAACCAGUCGCUUCAGGCCAGUAAAUGAAGUAGAGCACAUUUGCUUCAGGUUUGGCUAGGAAGAAGGGUAUACUUCUGUACUUAAGGGCAUUUCCAUUUCUUUCAAGUACUGGGGGCAAACUGGCAGAUAUUAUAGCAUACAUCUGUAUCACACCUAUGCUUUGUUUUCUGCAUUUAAACUUCUAUACUUGGUCUUGACUGCCAAAACCACCUGAAGCCACAUCUACCACUGCGAGUUGUUUUUUCUUACUUUGUGGAAAGUAGGAGCUGGUGGACACACUUAUUCACUAAUAAAAGUGAUUAGGUUAAAAUGUUCUUUAUGCCAAGUUCUUGAGUCUGGAAAUUUUCCCAUUCCUAUCCAUUAGUUUGCCUUAUUUCAAGACACCUUCGAAUAAACAAUUGGUCACCCACA
Molecule: messenger RNA, 1203 nt
Organism: Pezoporus flaviventris
Lineage: Eukaryota; Metazoa; Chordata; Aves; Psittaciformes; Psittacidae
Gene: CUNH3orf85
Product: chromosome unknown C3orf85 homolog
Exons: 4
Coding region: 64-411 (115 amino acids)
Source: RefSeq, a predicted model, not a curated record